AUGAGAUGCAAGCUUGGUGCAUCUGAUUCUGGUGUUAUCACCUACGCGAUGUUCGAGGAGAAGAUCGACUCGCCUGCUGUACGGGAGUACUUCGAAACUCUUGGACUGGAUGUUUGGGACGCCUGGUCAUUCUUCAAACUGCUCGAUCUCGACGGAGGUGGCUCUGUCGAGAUUGAAGAGUUCUUUAAAGGGUGUCUUCGAUUGCGGGGACAGGCGCGGGCGGUGGACAUUGGCAAGAUCAUGCAUGACCAGACCUGGAUGAUCAAAAGCCAGGGUCGCUUCCACACCUACAUGGAGACAGAGCUACACUUCCUGAAGCAGGAGAUUGCGGCCCUGAGACUAGGCUCCUCCCUGACUGAGCAAUCGCCGAGAACACUCCUGGGCGGCCGGUCGCCCCAACACAAGAAGAUGAGGAGCAAGCACAAUUUGAGCGAGCUACAAGAGUAG
Messenger RNA from Symbiodinium necroappetens, 447 nucleotides. The record is from the annotation of a GenBank genome assembly. NCBI's taxonomy places the organism in Eukaryota, Dinophyceae, Suessiales, Symbiodiniaceae.